UCUACCACGCCCAGCCCAUGCGGCAAAUUCGCUGGGAGGGUGCUGCUGUUUCACCACCAACGCCCUCCGUUGUACCCAGCCAGACGCACAAGGUGCGUUUGGGCAAGGCGGUCUUGGUUACUGUCACCCUUAUUCCUAUGAUGGCUUUGCUUGUUUGCUCCAUCUCUUGUUUUGCGUGGAACAAGAGGCACAGAAAAGGUAAAGCGAGAUUUCACGACAAGGCUAAUAUGAAUGUCCAUGAAGAAGUAUUAGCUCUGGGAUUAGAAGGAAGGAAUUCCGAAUUCUCAUUCUUUGACUUUUCAGAAGUAUCAAAUGCUACAAGUAACUUUUCAGAUGAAAGUAAACUGGGGCAAGGUGGCUUUGGUCCUGUGUACAAGGGUCAGUUUCCUGAUGGGUCAGAGGUAGCUGUUAAGAGACUUGCUUCACAUUCUGGGCAAGGUCUUAUAGAGUUCCAAAAUGAAGUCAGACUCAUAGCCAAGCUUCAACACACGAAUUUGGUUAGACUAUUGGGAUGUUGCAUACAAGGAGAGGAGAAAAUACUGAUAUAUGAGUAUUUGCCAAACAGGAGCCUGGACUUCUUUAUCUUUGACCAAGCACGAAGAGCUUUACUUGAUUGGAACAAACGGCUAGCGAUAAUUGAAGGCAUAGCACAAGGAAUUCUGUAUCUGCAUAAGCACUCUCGGUUGCGAGUCAUACAUAGAGACCUUAAAGCAAGCAACAUUCUCUUGGACUGUGAUAUGAAUCCUAAAAUUUCUGAUUUUGGGCUUGCAAAAAUAUUCGGCUCAAAUGAUACUGAAGGAAACACAAAAAGGAUUGCUGGGACAUAUGGCUAUAUGGCUCCGGAGUAUGCUUCGGGGGGCAUUUUCUCAAUCAAAUCAGAUGUAUUCAGUUUUGGUGUGCUAAUUAUUGAAAUCGUCAGCGGAACAAGAAACUCUGGUUUCCAUCAGUUUGGCAACUUCUUCAACCUUCUUGGAUAUGCAUGGAAGUUGUGGAAAGAGGAAAGGUGGCUUGAACUCAUAGAUGCAUCCUUACCUCCGGAGGUUCAUGCAUUAGAGAUGAUGAGAUGUGUUAAAAUUGCAUUGUUGUGUGUGCAAGAGAAGGCAGUUGAUCGCCCCACCAUGUCAGACAUCGUUGCCAUGCUAAGCAACGAUACUAUGACCCUACCUGAUCCAAAGCAUCCAGCAUAUUUCCACGUAGAAGUAAGAAGUGAUCAGGGGUCAAAAGUUGAUGCUGAGCCACCUAGUGUUAAUGGUGUCACAGUAUCUGUCCUAAAUGGCAGGUAGUUUUACAUCUUGUAUUUUUUUCAGUAAUAUUGCUCUAGUACGGGUUACU
Molecule: messenger RNA, 1332 nt
Organism: Triticum dicoccoides
Lineage: Eukaryota; Viridiplantae; Streptophyta; Magnoliopsida; Poales; Poaceae
Product: G-type lectin S-receptor-like serine/threonine-protein kinase RKS1
Exons: 7
Coding region: 18-1283 (421 amino acids)
Biological process (GO): protein phosphorylation
Cellular component (GO): plasma membrane
Molecular function (GO): protein serine/threonine kinase activity; ATP binding
Source: RefSeq, a predicted model, not a curated record